GGUUUGACCAUCCGGGAUUUGGAGGACCUCUUAGAAGACAUCAAAGUCUAUCUGGAGCUGGAGGAGGGCAAGAAUGCUGACUAUUGGCGAGAUAUAAUCACCGUCACCCAAGAUGAACUUGCUAAACUUAGGAAACGAGAUUCAAACACCAGGGAAUACAUCGGCGACAGACGAGAUGGAAUCAAUCAGGCAGUUUCCUCAGAUAUCGGAGACAUCUUUAAAGGCAAGACUACCAAUCAGCUCAAGCUACUGGAGAAGCAGAUUAAAGACAAGCUGAGUGGGGGAGAAGGCAUUGACGUCGGUUAUUGGGAGUCUCUAUUGCAGCAGUUAAAGGCUCAUAAGGCGAGGACUCGUCUGCGAGAAAGACAUCAAGAAGUUCUGAGGCAAAAACUGUUUAAAUUAAAGAGAGAGCAAGGAAUUGAGUCAGGGCCAUUGUUUCCUGUGCUGCAGCCAGUAAAACCAGAAAUGUCAGAUUCGCCAGAAUCACAAGGUACAUCCAGUAGAGACAGAGAAACAACUGCCUCAACUUCGGCAAUAGACCCAGAAAAUGAGACCUCUCCUAGAGCUGAAAUGUCACAGCAGAAUGAUAGUGAAGAUUCUUCAGAUGAGGAAAACAGAGAGACAAAUGAGGAGAAAACAGAAGCAGCAACAGAAGAGGACAUUCAGGAAUUAGAAUACUUAAAAGGAGGUUAUUCUCCAAGGCUGUUUCAAGCAGAAGAUAUUACAAUUGAUUCAGUUGUGUAUGAUGAGGUGGACGACGUUAAGAAACUGGAGCUAGCGCGGAAACAAGUGUACGCAACAGGCACUGUCAGGUCUGAUGGGGAGACAGAGUUUGAAAAGAAAGCCAGAGAAGGGAUGGACAUGGAUGAAGCCCAGUUCAGUGUUGAGAUGAAUCUGGAACAGCAGUCUUUCAUGUGGUCAGACAAGUAUCGGCCAAGAAAGCCUCGGUUUUUCAACAGAGUGCAUACAGGCUUUGAGUGGAACAAAUACAAUCAGACUCAUUAUGACAUUGACAACCCCCCACCAAAAAUUGUUCAAGGCUACAAAUUUAAUAUCUUCUAUCCUGAUCUUAUAGAUAAAAGCAAAACACCUGAAUACUUUGUUACACCACUGGAAGGCAGCAAAGAUUUUGCAAUGCUGAGGUUUCACGCAGGGCCACCAUAUGAGGACAUUGCCUUCAAGAUUGUCAACCGUGAGUGGGAAUACUCGUAUAAACGAGGCUUCAGGUGUCAGUUUCAUAACAACAUUUUCCAGCUGUGGUUCCACUUCAAACGUUACAGAUACCGACGAUAG
Messenger RNA from Candidula unifasciata, 1293 nucleotides. NCBI's taxonomy places the organism in Eukaryota, Metazoa, Mollusca, Gastropoda, Stylommatophora, Geomitridae. The record is from the annotation of a GenBank genome assembly.